GUUCUUAGCCUCCCGUCUUCUACUGGCCUCCCGUUACAGCCCGGUGCACCACUGCCUGCUCCUUCUUACACUGAGCACACAGACUCGCUUACAGAGCGUCGUGAACCUGCAUCUCGUCCUGCCUCGCCUGUUCGCGCGCGUCGCACUGGUAGUCGUGUUCCUCGUGAGCGUCCGCCUCCUGUCCCUGGCACUCAUGCUAUGGCACUUCGUCCUUCCUCUGUUCCACAGCGUGUUCCCCUACCGUCUCCUCCUCCGUCUUCUCUGCCAGACAUCCAGGACCCUGAGUCUAACCUGGAUCGUGCUGCUCACCCUACUGUUACGCGUCUGCUAGCCACUGUUGUCACUGACCCGUCGUUUGAGGCUGCUGCUGCGUCUGCCUUAGUCUCUGAGCUUGUUAACUUUGUUGUUGCCUGUUGUCUCGACUUCGCUGCUAGUCUUGUUGCUGAGUCUUAG
This is a messenger RNA of Closterium sp. Naga37s-1, 453 nucleotides long. The record is from the annotation of a GenBank genome assembly. NCBI's taxonomy places the organism in Eukaryota, Viridiplantae, Streptophyta, Zygnematophyceae, Desmidiales, Closteriaceae.